UUGCAUUUAUGCAUCGCAGCCUCCUCUUUUGACCUCUCCGUUGGACAGAAUCUAAUGUGCCAUCAGCAGAUCAUCAAGCUCUUCGGCCUUGCAUGGCACACUGAGGAAAACACCCUCAGACAGAAGUUCGAGGAGUUUGGUGCUGUUGAAGAAGCUGUUGUUGUCAAGGACCGCGACACUGGCCGCAGCCGUGGAUUCGGCUUCGUGCGAUACCAGCAGGAGGGAGAUGCUCAGAAGGCCAUUGCCGCCAUGAACAAUGUCGAGUACGCUGCCUUUGUUAAUUUGCGGUUUGACGGACGCACUAUCCGCGUCGACAAGGCUUCCGACAACGGUCCCCGUGGAGGCGGUGGUGGCUUCGGCCGCGGCGGUUUCGGCGGCGGACGUGGCGGCGGCGGCUACGGCGGCGGCGCUCCCAUGCAAUACGGAGGAUACGCCCCUGCCCCCAACAUGUACCAGCAGCAGCCCCAGUACGGACGCGGCUACCCCCCGCAGCAGCCCUACGGUGUUCCUCCCCAGGACGGCGGCUACGCUGCCCCUCCCCCGGCCGGCUACGGCUACCCGGCGGACCCGUCUCAGCAGCCCCAGGGCGGCCGAGGCUACUAA
Molecule: messenger RNA, 603 nt
Organism: Colletotrichum karsti
Lineage: Eukaryota; Fungi; Ascomycota; Sordariomycetes; Glomerellales; Glomerellaceae
Product: putative RNA recognition domain-containing protein
Exons: 5
Molecular function (GO): RNA binding
Source: RefSeq, a predicted model, not a curated record